Molecule: messenger RNA, 730 nt
Organism: Trichobilharzia szidati
Lineage: Eukaryota; Metazoa; Platyhelminthes; Trematoda; Strigeidida; Schistosomatidae
Source: the annotation of a GenBank genome assembly
AAAAUAAUCAUCACAGUGACAAAAACAAAUUUCAAAAUAAAAUUCGCUUAUUAGUGAUGUUGGCUAUUUUAGCAUUCAUGGUUUUAGUGAUCAGCUUGCAAGUGGAGUCAGUUAGUUUCGAUGAUUUAAAAGAGCAAGUGAGAUCACUAGUGUCCAAAGUCGUCAAUGUUGGACCUAUAAGCUGUUAUACGUGUAUUGGCUGUGAAAAAGUGGAUAGUAGUACGCCGAAGAAAUCGAAUUGUCCAGCUUGCAUCAAAGCUGUUUUGACAACUCCAUUCAGACAUGUUUCAAGAGGAUGUACACCAUCAUGCAAAGAACUUCCACGCCAGCAAGGUCUUGAAUUGAACUGUUGUGAAUCUGAACUGUGCAAUUCAACAUCACAGAUAAAAUCAAACCUUAAACUGAUUUGUUUCACUCUUUUAGUUUUCAUCACCACUAAAUCUAUUUAUAAAGUUUAACAAUUAUUUUAUUAUUUUUGUGUAUGUCAGUUAACUCUUACAUUUAAUGAGUAACCAUUAUGUUUUAUAGUUUUCCCCUUCACAAUUGAAUAUUCAUUGUUACUUCAUAUGGAAAUACAUCUUCGAAAGAAGUAAGACUUAUUUUUCCAUAGGAAAUACCAUCAAUCUGAUGAAAUGUAAACUAACUGUUAUAAAACCUUCAAAUAAAACUGAUUUUUCAUUGUUGUAUCAUUCAGACACGACGAGCUACCAAACAUGAUAAAAAUCGAAAC